CUUUCCACGAAUACUUUGAAAGUGGAAAUAUUCGCAAUAUGAUUGAAACUUCUUGUACUGCAAAGAAAAGUGUGAUUCUAUCAGAUCUUUGACGAGAUUACAUCACGAAUAUAUUGUGGAACAUGACAUGGUAUCUUAUAAUAUUUGAAGUAUGUAUUGAUGUUAUUAAACUUAACGCAACAAAUACUUGUAAAAGGUUUAAUUACAUUUCAUGAGGUUACAAUUACAGAUGGUAUCUGAUAUCAUUUUGUGCACAUUUGAUUCUACAUGCGAUUAUAGCUCUUUGUAGCCGUAAGUCAUAGUUCUUCGCAAGAAUGCGAAAUAAGUUUGUGAACUUUAUCAGUAUAUCUUACUCGAUCUUAAUUGAGAUGAUACCUAACCACUGAGUUGAUAAAUAUCCAUUGUUGAUUAUAUAUUGUUGAAUUUGGUUUCAUGCGUAGCAAAAAGCAAGUUUGGUUCAAAGGAAUGAGCCUGGAAGCUGUAUUGAAGACCGUCAGCCCGUAUUUCCUCGCACUGUCCGAGCGUGGUUUCACGUACGGGCCUCAGGGCAGGCUGCUGCUGAGGAAUCUCGAGGAGUACUGGUUCACAUACUGUGUCACGAUGCCACCGUACAAUGUGUUCCCGUGCGACACCUCAAUGAGCGACACGUUGCAACAACUGCAGAGCACCUCGAUGGCCAAGGACGUGCCGUUCGCGCUCGUCACGCUCACGACGACUAAGAACGUAGGAGCAUGGAACGAAUCAUUGGUGAACGACAUCAGCUACCGGGUAGGGUCGCACAGAAUCGCCAAGAUUAACGUGAUCACCGACGCGCUGAAUUCGAAGAGUCUUCUGCACAACAAGCAGAGGGAACGCAAGGUAUGGUGGCGUAAAUUCGCCCAGUGCCCCUCGAGAUUCGUGCUCGCCGAGGCGAAGAAGGUGAAAAAUCUCGACGUGACGGAGAUACAGGCGCGAUUCCCCUUCGGCAACAUCACCGUGGAGACGAUCACGCAUUAUCCCGUCACGCGCAAAUUGUAUCCUCAGACUGAAAGUAGUAAAGAUAAUGUCGCGGACAUGCAUAUGGUCGAGCAUGUCGCUUCUUUAGACUGGGGCUGCUUGGCUCUACUCUGCGACAGUCACAUGUCGGACAAAUCAAGCAGAGCGUAUAUUCAUCCUAAAUUAUCGCCGUACAAAACCACAUUUCGCCUAGAACGAGGGGAGAACGAAACUGCAUCGGAUUUAGAAGACUUAAGUCGCUUCGUGCUGUACUUGAACAAUAUGCUCAGGACGAACGGGAUCCAUACCAUAUUGACGAGUACAGACCAAGUCGUAGAGAUGUGCCUGAUACCAUUCGUCGUAUCUGUGGAUAGGACUAGUCUCAAGAAUGGCAUUGUGCACGUAGAGAACCCCACGAUGGCUCUGAAGGAGCCGGUCCAAAUUACCGAUCUGGUGGAAUAUAUUACCACGUGCUGUUCUUGAAUGGCACAAAUCAACAGCGGAUUUUCCAAUCAAUGCGUCACUUCGUGAGAUAUAUAUAUAUAUAUAUAUGUAUAUAUAUAUUGGUAUCAUUAUCACUAUAUUUACUUACUGAGAGUUACAACAAUAUAAACUGUAAAUAUAAAUGAAGAAUUCUUUGUUUCUAUA
This is a messenger RNA of Dinoponera quadriceps, 1623 nucleotides long. It is a transcript of the gene DNApol-gamma35, whose product is annotated as DNA polymerase subunit gamma-2, mitochondrial-like. The transcript is spliced from 2 exons. Bases 433 to 1458 code for a protein of 341 amino acids. The record is from RefSeq and is a predicted model, not a curated record. NCBI's taxonomy places the organism in Eukaryota, Metazoa, Arthropoda, Insecta, Hymenoptera, Formicidae.